Paramecium tetraurelia is the source of this 1713-nucleotide messenger RNA. RefSeq lists its product as uncharacterized. The record is from RefSeq and is a predicted model, not a curated record. The transcript has a single exon. Lineage: Eukaryota; Ciliophora; Oligohymenophorea; Peniculida; Parameciidae.
AUGGGCGCUUGUAAAUCUUGUACUCAAUAACCAUCCCCCUAAAUCAAUUCAGGCGAUAUGGAAUAACAAGGUAUUCACAGUGAAUCCAUACGCUAGAUUAGCAAUCUGCUAAAUGAGUUUGAGACCUUCAAAGUGAUCAAGAAGACUUCAUAUUCAUUUAUCCAGGAUGCUACAUUCAGGAAUGGAAGAGUCAGCGCUAAUAAAUUGAUCAACACACAAGGCACAGUGAAACCCAUCAACUUAUAAUUAUUGCAAGAGGUAAAUAAGGGAUUGGAAUCGUUGAAAGCCCUUACAAAUAAAUAGGAUAAUUGCGAGAUUGAAAAAUCAAUGAAAUUCAAAUGUGGCUUGGAAUUAGGGGAUAAAUUCCCACUAAUUAAAUUCCACAUGUUGCUCAAGGGAGAAGCUCAAACAAUAACUUUGAAGGACAAUACUUACACUCUGAUAAAGUCUUGGGGCUAAGGGGAAUAGAUGGUCAAUUUCCAACAUGCAAUAGAACUGGUCGAGUCCUUCAAAAAUGUUAAGCUUGAAUUGAUCGGCUUAACCAGAGGCAAUGAGGAACAGCAAUCCGUGUAUGAAGAAUUAGUGAGAUCCAAUCCAGGAUGGCAACAACAUCCACACAUCUAUGUACUUGCAGAAGAACCAGAAAAUCACAUCUUCGAUAUCUUCUACCAAGAACAAUCCAAUGACAUUGAGGAAGGAUACUUAGCAAGUGCUCUUUUGUUUUAUGGCUAGAAUUUGAUUUGGAAAAGAUAUACACUAGAGUGGGAUAUCUCUGCUGAUUCUGAUGAGGUGGCUCAGGAAGUAACAAAUCUCAUAAAUUCUGGAGUCACUAAAUACGUAGGAGUCAAAGAGACCAAUCAACAAAGCAAUAUAACCAAAUAACAAUAUUAAGAAUACAAGCAGUUCAUAUAGUAAUAGUAAAAACAACAGUAAUUUACCAGAGGAUUGGAAGUCACCAUCAAUAAAAAGACAAUCUAUGACAAGAAUAAUAAGCUAGUUAUUUAUGAGAAACCCAUUAUUCAAGUGGCAUGUUCCCCUAAAUCACAAUCAAUUACAGAGGCUUUCAUCAAACCUCUUUAAUUACAGCCAGUAAUUUGGGACAUCUAGAUUUUGAAGAAAGUGCUAACUCAAAAAAUUAGAGAAAAUAAUCUCAACAUUGAAGCUUCCUUAGAAAAAUAGAUCAAAAUUUCAAUCAAUUAUGAAAACAAUUUGAUUCAGAUUCCUAAUUGGGAAGUGGCCACACUCACUCCAUAUUACAAGUCUACAUAAUACAUCUCGUAAGUCAAGUAAUGGAUACAUGCUCGAGAUCGCAUACUAAGCGAAGUCCAAGAUUCCCAAAGUCCUGUUCUGCAGAGGGUAAACAAGAUGAUUUAUCAAUUUUUCAAUAAUAUACCUACUGUUGAAAAAGUACUUAAUUAAUAAUAUGGCAAAAUCCCAUAUGCUGAGAAGCGUAAACCUCCUUACGAAGAGAUGUCAGUAUCCAAGAGUUUGGGAAAUGAGGAGAUCGCCAGAAAAUCAGAUAAAAUAUUAUUCAUCUUAUUGAUUGAUUAUGAGAAUGAUGAUACUUUGGACAUUCUGAAGAACUUAAUCAAAUAUAAGAAAGAGAACUCGGUCCAAUUAUAGAUUGCUGUAUUAGGACACAUCAGAGCUGAAUCCUGGACCAAACUGUUUUAGGCCUUCAUGGACAAGCAAUAAAUUGCAUAAAGAUGCUGA